Notechis scutatus (mainland tiger snake) is the source of this 6240-nucleotide messenger RNA. It is a transcript of the gene JAK2, whose product is annotated as Janus kinase 2. Gene Ontology annotation, molecular function: growth hormone receptor binding; ATP binding; histone binding. Lineage: Eukaryota; Metazoa; Chordata; Lepidosauria; Squamata; Elapidae. Gene Ontology annotation, cellular component: cytoskeleton; membrane; cytosol. The record is from RefSeq and is a predicted model, not a curated record. Gene Ontology annotation, biological process: growth hormone receptor signaling pathway via JAK-STAT; intracellular signal transduction; cell surface receptor signaling pathway via JAK-STAT.
UGCUUUUUUGUCAUUUGCAUUUUUAUUACUUCACAUUCUUUACUCCAUUUUUUUUCCUUGUCUUUUAUAGGAAGCUGAAUUUCAUUCAUUAAAAGAAGCUCUUUCUUUUGUAUCAUUAAUCGAUGGAUAUUAUAGAUUAACAGCGGAUGCCCAUCAUUACCUUUGUAAAGAAGUGGCACCUCCUUCAAUUCUUGAAAAUAUCCAGAGCAAUUGCCAUGGGCCAAUUUCCAUGGACUUUGCAAUCAGUAAGCUGAAAAAGGCUGGCAAUCAAACUGGCUAUUAUGUUCUCCGUUGCAGUCCAACAGAGUUUAAUAAAUACUUUCUUACCUUUGCUAUGCAGCAAGACAGCAUAAUUGAUUAUAAACAUUGCUUGAUAACAAAAAAUGAAAAUGGAGAAUAUAAUCUCACCGGAACUAGAAAAAGUUUUACCAACCUUGUGGAUUUGUUGAAUUGUUACCGUACAGAAACCGUCCGAUCGGACAGUAUGGUUUUCCAGUUUACCAGAUGCUGCCCUCCAAAGCCAAAAGAUAAGUCCAACCUUCUUAUCUUCAGGAGCAAUGGAGAUUCUGAUAUGCCAACAUCACCUACUUUGCAGAGACAUAAUAAUAUCAAUCAGAUGGUUUUUCACAAAAUUCGGAAUGAAGAUCUUAUCUUUAAUGAAAGCCUUGGACAGGGCACCUUCACUAAAAUUUUCAAAGGAGUAAGGAAAGAAGUGGGAGACUAUGGUAAAUUAUAUCAGACUGAAGUCUUGCUGAAAGUUCUAGAUAAAACACACAGACACUACUCCGAGUCUUUCUUUGAAGCAGCAAGCAUGAUGAGUCAACUUUCUUACAAACAUUUAGUAUUAAAUUAUGGAGUUUGUGUCUGUGGAGAAGAAAAUAUUCUGGUUCAGGAGUAUGUAAAAUUUGGAUCAUUGGAUACUUACUUGAAGAAAAAUAAAACUUCUAUAAAUAUCUUGUGGAAAUUAGAAGUUGCAAAACAGUUGGCAAUGGCAAUGCAUUUUUUGGAGGAUAAAAACCUCGUACACGGGAAUGUAUGCGCAAAAAAUAUCUUGCUUAUCAGAGAGGAAGAUAGGAAGUCUGGGAACCUUCCUUUUAUCAAACUUAGUGAUCCUGGUAUCAGCAUUACAGUUUUGCCAAAAGACAUUCUUCUGGAGAGGAUUCCAUGGGUGCCCCCAGAAUGCAUCGAAAGUCCCAAGCAGUUGAGCCAGGCGGCGGACAAGUGGAGUUUUGGGACAACUCUGUGGGAAAUCUGCAGCGGAGGAGACAAACCUCUCAAUGCACUGGAUUCUCAAAGGAAGCUACAAUUUUAUGAAGACCGGCAUCAGCUUCCUGCUCCCAAUUGGACAGAACUGGCAAAUCUGAUAAACAAUUGUAUGGAAUAUGAAGCAGAUUUCCGGCCCUCUUUCAGAGCAGUUAUACGGGAUCUGAACAGUUUAUUUACACCAGAUUAUGAAUUACUGACAGAAAAUGAUAUGUUACCAAAUAUGAGAAUUGGUGCUCUUGGAUUUUCGGAAGCUUUUGAAGGACAGGACCCAACUUACUUUGAGGAGAGACACCUCAAAUUCUUGCAGCAACUUGGCAAAGGUAAUUUUGGAAGUGUGGAAAUGUGUCGAUACGAUCCACUGCAGGAUAAUACAGGGGAGGUGGUAGCUGUGAAGAAACUGCAGCACAGCACGGAAGAAUACCUGCGAGAUUUUGAACGAGAAAUUGAAAUUCUCAAAUCUCUGCAACAUGACAACAUUGUCAAGUACAAAGGAGUGUGCUAUAGUGCAGGUCGGAGAAAUCUGAAGUUGAUAAUGGAAUAUUUACCCUAUGGAAGUUUACGGGAUUAUCUCCAGAAACACAAGGACAGGUUGGAUCAUAAGAAACUCCUACAGUAUGCUUCUCAGAUAUGUAAGGGCAUGGAGUAUCUGGGUUCAAAAAGAUAUGUACAUAGAGAUCUGGCAACACGAAAUAUCUUGGUGGAGAAUGAAAACAGAGUGAAAAUUGGAGACUUUGGCUUGACAAAAGUUUUGCCACAGGAUAAGGAAUAUUACAAAGUAAAGGAACCAGGAGAGAGUCCUAUAUUUUGGUAUGCUCUGGAAUCCUUGACAGACAAUAGGUUUUCUGUGGCCUCAGAUAUGUGGAGCUUUGGUGUGGUUUUGUAUGAACUCUUCACUUAUAUAGACAAGAAUAAAAGCCCUCCAGCGGAGUUCAUGCGCAUGAUUGGAAACGAUAAGCAAAACCAGAUGAUUGUGUUCCAUUUGAUAGAGCUUUUGAAGAAUAAUGGGAGGCUGCCAAGACCUGAUGGAUGCCCUGAUGAGGUUUAUACCAUCAUGUCAGAGUGCUGGAAUAAUCAUGCAAGUCAGCGGCCCUCUUUCAGAGAUCUUGCUUUGAGAGUGGAUGUCAUAAGGGAAGGCCUGGGUGGAUGAAAAUACUGAACUUGAUCCAAGGGGACAUGAAAACGUGCAGAGCAAAUGUACUUUGCUCCUUAAGCAGUUGCAGACUGUCGGCCUUCCCGUAGAUCUCCUUCCUAUCCUUGAAGGUGGAGACUUUGGGGAAAUCGUCCCAUCAGAACUUACAAACGGUGAAGAUCUCUGCUUUAGCUUCUUCAUGAGGAAUGCUACCCCAAUGCACCAAUGGAAAGCACCUUGAUAGAAAAAGGAGUUCCUUUUUAAAAAAAAGAGUAAAACAGCAGUCAGUAUUGCCUAAUACGGAUUUGCAGUUCAAAAUGUCAAGAAGAAAAGUCAAGGGAAGGUGGAGAGUUGGUCUACAGAAUUUUUCUUUUCUGAGUUGAAGAAAACUUUAGGCUGCAAUCUUAUAUCGUCUAUUCCAUGGGGUAUAUACCCUAUUGAUUUCUUGAGACUUAUUCUAAGAAAACAGAUAGAAUUCUACUCUUAAAACAGUAGAUUUCCUGCAGAAUGUAUACUAUUCAGCUUCAGCACAACUGUUAAAAGAAAAGCACAUUCCUAAAGGCAUCACUUUGAAGAGGAACAAAUGUUUGAAUUGAAGUUUAGCAAUGCCUACGGACGUCAUAUUCACACUGUGGUUCAAUCACUUAUAUUGAUUAGAAAAAAAUGAUUUCUAAUCUCUUUUUUUUAGUUUCCAUUUUAGUCCAUUUUGUUUCCUAAAAGUAGAUGAGAUUAAUUUGUUCAUUUUCUUAUUGUGUAUUUCUUGUGUAUGAUUAUGCAGUUCUUUUGAGAAUAUGCAUUCAACAUUAAAAGACAUGGUAGAGAGCAAAGAACUCUCAAGAUAAGAGAAAAUAUCACAACUGGUUCUUGGAGUUGCCUCUAUAUCAUGGAAGAUCCCCAGACUUUCAAUGUGGAAUCCAAAAAAGGAAACUUUUGCAGAAUGCAGAAGACAUCUCUAUCCUGCCUGAAUUCGUAAAGCAAUUCUGAGUGCCUGUGGAUUACAUUCCAAAAAGCCCCCGGGAAUUCCUGUUUGCCUUUUUUAUAGGAAAGAAAAUGGUUCCGCGUGCUUUUUCAUGGCUUACACAAGGGCUUAUAUUUUUUUCUUUAAUGCUAGUUUAGCUGGUUUUUACCAUGUCGAGGUGUUAUGGCUCCAGUGAAGAGGACAAAUCAGAGGUUUAGUACUUGAUUGAGCAACUAUAUGCUUGUCUGAGCCAGUGGCGAGUCGGCAAAAGAAGCAGAUAUGCCUGUUGAGACAGUAUAAUGCACUGUGUGUGUGUAUAUAUAUAUAUAUAUAUAUAUAUGUAGGUAAGGGAACAGAUAAGUAUUUUUUUAAAGAAAACUUGUUAAAAUUGCCUUUUUAAAUAAGCAUAUAGUCGUCUAUUUUCCUACCUUUGUGGAUUUUAAAGCUUAACUAUGUCUCCUAAAGGUGCAAAGGAACCGUGGAACCGUAUUGUAGCAGCCUAAUCCUUGUUAGUCUUGUUAUUUUCUUAACUUUUAUAGGAUGAUUCAUUCACCUGAAAAAGAAGAAUGUCUCUGAUGUUACCAGGAUAAUCAUGGCGCAUCUUUUCUUGGGUUAUUGGAUCAUUUGGCUGUAUGUGACUUCAGCCGUGUAAUAGGAAUUGGUUGCGAUUACACUGCCUACAUUGUGAAAUAAGGGUUAGUCACUGCAGAUUUAUGCUUGUCAGUAUCAGUGGCACAACUUAAUGUUUGCAAAAUAGUAAGCUGUUUCUGGCACUCUUGUGCUUUCAAACUCUAUGUUAACUUAAGGAUUGGCCAAAAAAUUCAGAGGAAAGCAAGUGAAUUGAAUACCUUUUCCCAUAGUUUGACCGCCAAGUCUUGCUUUUGAAAUGUAAAGUUUAUUUUAAGCGAAUUUGAACUCAAUUAAAUUCCCAAUAUCAGAUGAGUAAGUUUGAUCAAAGAAGCAGUGGUUCUUUGCUACAGAAGCCAAAUUAAAACUUGAAAUGCAUUUAUAGCAAAAUGCAGGGUAGGUGGCCAUAUUCUAUAAGCCUCUAUAGUCAGUUUACUUACCUACCUACCUCAAGCAUAGAAGAAAGUACAGCAAUGUGAAUCUUGUAUGGGAUUAAAUAAGUACCUCAAAAUGCAGAUGUCCAGCUUGUGAGUGCCAGUUUAAAAUUGUUUGUGCCGCUAUGAGCACUGGCAUGUAUAUGUCAACCCCUUUAUGAGAGAAGCCAUUCCAGUAUCUAAUUUGCUCAGGUAAAACCUUAAUUUUAUUUUAAAGAGUAGGAAAUUAUGUUAAGCAACAAAGGGGCAGGGAGGUUGAAAUUGUAAAUAGUUACAUUUUGUAAAACACCUGUUAUCCUGUUAUUGAUGGCUGGGUUUUUUUCCCAAUAGCAUUUUAAGAGACAGUUUGACUGUAUAUUUUUAAUGGCUUUGGGUGAUAUGUUGCACAUUUGUACAUGGAUAUAAAAUUUAUUGUACAGAAACUGCAUUUUGGUUUUGUAGAAUAUUGUGGUAAAUGCUUGAUGGUGGGAUUCCCCCGUUAACCAAAUUAUUGUAGCAUCAGAUUGAAAGUGACAAGAGGCAUCAGGCUCAACAUCAGUCUGUUUUUGAACUGCAUUCAACUGAUCAAGGAUUUCAUAUUCCAUACAAAGGAAGAAAACUCAGGGAAUUUUGUGUAAUGCAAAGAAAAGUUCUUCCAUCAUUAUUUUUUUCAAGUGAUUUUUUUUAUCUAAUAGAAUUGAAAUAUUCUACUUUCCUGAUAUAAAGCAUUUCAAAUAUUUAACAAAUUUUUGAAGUGCUUUGUUUGAAACCUAUUCAAAUUUGAAUUUCCAUUGUUGCAGCCAUAUAAAUGCUUGUACAAAGUAAAACUUUUGAGCUUAGACUUUUUAAAUGAACAUGAUAGGAUUGUGCUGUCAAAAAUAAAGCAUUGUCCAGAUUUCUUUUUCAUUUUAUUUAAUUCACUUUGGCUCUGUUUAAAUGGAAAUUCAAGCAGAUUCUCUUCUUUUGGCACAAAUAUUUCCACAUAUUCAAGGAAGUUUCUGGGUACAGUCUUUCAGGCUGGAUUGGAGAUGACUUCCGAUUCAAUAUUUUAAAAGACACGAGGCUUUCAAGAGAGGAGGGUUCUCAAAAAAUUGUCUUUACUGAGCUCUUGCACCUGUCUGGCUCCUGUCCUUUUGCAUGAGAUCUUUGAUUUCAUUUGUGCUUUCAGAUUAAUAUUGGCUGUUCACAUAAUUCAAAAACUAUAAUAACCAGUCAGUCAAAUAAAAAAAAUCUGUAAUUCUGUGAUAACAGUUUUGUACAUAUCAUUUAAACAUUACAUUAUUAUACCAUUUGUGUAUCAAUGGUGUUCUCAGUUAUUUUCCUAUUCCACUGUAAGAAGAGAACUGUGUUAGUCUAUGAUAGCCAAAAAUUAGGAGGAAUCCAGUACCACCUUUCAGAUUACCAGAUUUUAUUUAAAAGUUUGGCUUCUUUGAGCUACAGCUCACUCCAUGCUUCGGAUGAAGUGAGCUGUAGCCUACAAAAGCAAACGUGUUUUAAUAAAGUGUGUUAAUAUAAAAGGGUACUACAAAUCUUCUGUUUUUUCCCCUUUCCCAGAGCGCUAUUCACUUUAUCAUAAUGGUUUACCAUGAUACCAAUAAUUGCUGUGACUUGCUUUAGGAAAAAAAAAUGCUGCACAGAUAAGACUGCUCCAUUGAGUAAAGUGAUAAUACAGCUACUGCUUUUUAGAACUUUUUUUAAUCUAUACUAUUUUAUAUAAAUAGAUUGCAUUUUGUAAAAUACUUCUAUAUUUUUAUUUGCUAAUUGGUCUGUGGUCCAGUAUGAUAGAAUUCAGAAUAAUUCGCUUUAAAUGUUUACUAAGAGAGUAUUAAAUAUUUUUCAAAAUUGUA